UCGCUGUAGAAACCCGGAGGCUCAGGCGAUUGGCAGCGGUCUGGGAGGCGUCCUCCCCAGCCCGACCCCGCGCCGGGAUGAAGGCGGAGGCGGCGGCACGACAGCCCUGAAGUCCCCAGCGCCCCCUCCCCCGCGGCCGAGCCGGGCCGGGCGCGUCCCUGGGCGUGUGCCCCGCCGCAGCCCGCGGAGCCUCCCGAGUCUCCUGCCAGCGGGGCGGGGAGCGCGGCAAGCGCCCGCGUCUACGGCUGCCUCCCCACGCCCGAGCCUCCGCGCCGCGCCGAGGACGCGCGCCUCAGCCGGUCCCCCCGCCGCCGCCGCCGCCGCGCGCCCGGGCCCCCCGGCCCAGCCCAGAACAAUCGACCAUGACCACCGAAUCAGGAUCAGACUCGGAAUCCAAGCCGGAGCAGGAGGCCGAGCCCCAGGAGGCGGCGGGGCACGAGGGGGCGCAGCUGGGGGCGCAGCCGGGCCCCGAGCCGGCCUCCGAGGAGCAGCCCCAGGCGCCGGAGCAGUUCGAGGAGGCGGCAGCGCACAGCACGCCGGUGAGGAAGGAGGUCACUGACAAGGACCAGGAGUUUGCUGCCGGACCUGCCAAGCAGCUCGAAUAUCAGCAAUUAGAAGACGAUAAACUUUCUCAGAAAUCAUCUAGCAGCAAACUAUCUCGAUCUCCAUUGAAGAUUGUCAAAAAGCCUAAAAGCAUGCAGUGCAAAGUGAUACUUCUGGAUGGAUCAGAAUAUACCUGUGAUGUAGAGAAACGCUCCAGAGGCCAAGUGCUGUUUGAUAAAGUCUGUGAACAUCUGAAUUUGCUAGAGAAAGACUAUUUUGGGCUUACAUAUCGAGAUGCUGAAAACCAGAAGAACUGGUUGGAUCCUGCUAAGGAAAUUAAAAAACAGAUUCGAAGUGGUGCUUGGCACUUUUCGUUUAAUGUGAAAUUUUACCCACCAGACCCUGCCCAGCUCUCUGAGGAUAUCACCAGGUACUACCUCUGCUUGCAGCUGCGUGACGACAUCGUGUCCGGCAGGCUGCCCUGCUCCUUUGUCACGCUGGCCCUGCUGGGCUCCUACACCGUGCAGUCGGAACUGGGCGACUACGACCCGGACGAGUGUGGCAGCGACUACAUCAGCGAGUUCCGCUUCGCCCCAAACCACACGAAAGAACUGGAAGACAAGGUCAUCGAGCUGCACAAGAGCCACAGAGGAAUGACGCCAGCAGAAGCAGAGAUGCAUUUUUUGGAAAACGCCAAAAAACUCUCCAUGUAUGGGGUCGAUUUACACCAUGCCAAGGAUUCUGAAGGAGUCGACAUCAUGUUAGGAGUGUGUGCAAGUGGUUUGUUGAUAUAUCGUGACCGACUUCGCAUCAACAGAUUUGCCUGGCCAAAGGUUCUAAAAAUUUCAUACAAACGGAACAACUUUUACAUUAAGAUCCGGCCAGGAGAGUUUGAACAAUUUGAAAGCACCAUCGGGUUUAAGCUGCCAAACCAUCGAGCUGCCAAGCGUUUAUGGAAAGUAUGUGUAGAACACCAUACAUUUUUCAGACUGUUGUUACCAGAAGCGCCUCCAAAGAAGUUCCUCACCUUGGGUUCCAAGUUCCGGUACAGUGGCAGGACACAGGCCCAGACCAGAAGAGCCAGCGCGCUGAUAGACCGUCCAGCCCCGUACUUUGAGCGCUCGUCCAGCAAACGUUAUACCAUGUCCCGCAGCUUGGAUGGAGCAUCAGUGAAUGAAAACCAUGAAAUAUACAUGAAGGAUUCUGUGUCCGCUGCAGAGGUUGGUACUGGCCAGUACAUCACCACAAAGGGCAUGUCUCAGACCAACUUGAUCACCACUGUGACUCCGGAGAAAAAGGCCGAGGAGGAGCGGGACGAGGAGGAGGACAGACGGAAAAAGGCCGAGGAAGUCACGCCGGUCGCUGCCGUCCGGCACGAGGGAAAGACGGACAGUGAGCGCACAGACACGGCAGCUGACGGGGAAACCACUGCCACUGAGUCGGACCAGGAGGAAGAUGCAGAGCUCAAGGCACAGAAUAGUCUGAUUAAGCGAAUAAAGGGUGAAAAUGUGUAUGUCAAACAUAGUAAUCUUAUGUUAGAGGAGCUAGAUAAAACCCAAGACGACCUGAUGAAACAUCAGACCAAUAUUAGUGAGCUGAAAAGAACCUUUUUAGAAACCUCCACAGACACUGCCAUCACGAACGAGUGGGAAAAGAGGCUUUCCACCUCCCCCGUGCGACUAGCCGCCCGGCAGGAGGAUGCGCCCAUGAUCGAGCCGCUGGUACCCGAAGAGACUGAAGAAGAAAGGGAGAUUUCAGAAAAGGUUCUAUUUUUGCAGCAAGGAAGCUCUCCAUUCUUUGAGUCUCAGCGGAGUGUGACACAGAAAAUUCAGGAAGGAGACUCAGCAAUCUCUGUGGUUACCUCUCGUCAAAUCAUUUUCCAGAAAACUGUCCCAUCGACCCUAGAGACCAAACAGACUUCUGGCGAAAAGCUCAUGGACGGCUCAGAAAUCCUCAGCUUAUUAGAGUCCGCGAGAAAACCGACAGAGUUCAUAGGCGCGGUCACUUCCACUUCUCAAAGCUGGGUGCAGAAAACAGAAACCAAGAUGGAGUCCAGCGAUAUAGAGAUGGAAACAGCCCAGCAACCCCAGCCACCGAGUGUAGAGAAGGUUGUGCAGGAAACGGUGCUGGUGGAGGAGAGACACGUGAUGAAUGUGCAUGCGAGCGGGGAUGCUUGUCACGUAGCUGGAGAUGACGUGGACACUGCGACCCAGGCAGCACCUGCUGAUGCUUCUGGUGCAAAAGGGAAGGAGGGCUCAGCUCUUACUGAGGGGGCAAAGGAGGAGAAAGGGGAGGUGGCCGAUACAGUUGUUGUGGAGCAGGACGAAAUGGCCACUGCUUCCUGUGAGCCAGAGGAGGAGCAGACUGCAGCCAUCCACGUUUCAGAAACUUUGGAACAAAAACCUCAUUUUGAGUCUUCAACUGUGAAGACAGAAACCAUCAGCUUUGGCAGCGUUUCACCAGGAGAAGUAAAGCUAGAAAUUUCUACCAAGGAAGUGCCGGUAGUUCACACAGAAACAAAAACCAUAACAUAUGAAUCAUCACAGGUCGACCUCAGUGCUGACUUGGAGCCAGGUGUGCUCAUGAGCGCGCAGACCAUCACAUCUGAAACCACCAGCACCACGACCACCACCCACAUCACCAAAACUGUGAAAGGAGGCAUUUCAGAGACGAGGAUUGAGAAGCGAAUCGUCAUCACUGGAGACGCGGACAUUGAUCAUGACCAGGCGCUGGCUCAGGCAAUUAAAGAGGCCAAAGAGCAGCAUCCUGACAUGUCAGUGACCAAAGUAGUGGUCCAUAAAGAGACAGAGAUCAGCCCGGAGGAUGGAGAAGACUGAGCCCAGGAAUAACCUAGGCUGCACACGAAGCCAGUCAUGCAAACCAUUAGGAAAAACCAGAGUCUAUAUGGCGUUCCCUCUUCUAACCCACUGACUUAUAUCUGCCCGUGGACAAUUUCAAUCCAGAAGAACUGACUUUGACCAUUUAAUAAAGACACUGGCAGAGAGAUCUUCCCAUAAUAAAGCAAUCUGAAUCAGCACCACUAAACCGAUAUUGCAUGAAGCAACAAUACAGUUACAAAAAGAGCAGCAUUUUUACUUUUCACACCGUGUCUCCGUUUUCAGCUCCACCUGCACGUUCAUAACCAACAGUAGAAACCGUGAUCUCAUGUAACACACAAAACAGUCCAUGCCUUUCAUAGCUGAUGAUGGUUAAAGUCUAAACAAAAUUGCAAUUUCUUAGGUGACACAUCUUUUGUUUACAGAUCAACGAAGAUUACCCUAAACUGCUAGAAGCUGUCUAGGUCCGCUGUGUCAGGUUUUUCCCAGAUUAGAUGUGCCAAUAACCGAGUUCAUUCAGUAAACAACUUGAAUCUUGUUAUUUGUUUCCUCUGGUUUAUUACUCUCACCCAUCAACGGUAAUGACUCUCCGGAAAUAUUUAAUGCUCACAAUCCUGCUUUGUGUAAUCUAAUUUAAUUUGUUAUAAGGUAGUACUGAUUUUAGCAUAUUAAUGUGAUUUCUUCCCUGUCGUCUGCUUUGGUCCGUGUUAAAUCUGGAAAGCUUCCCAGGGUACCCUGACGAGUCCUAAAUAUGUAAAAUGUCAUUAUUUUGGAAAGAAAACCGGUAUUUUUGUUAGUGUACCGUAAUGAUGAGACUUCACUCUCGGAAAACUCGUUGGGCUUCAGUUGCUUUUGUUUUUUCUUUCUUCAUUUCUCCUUCCUUGUAUUUUUUUUUUAAUUUUCUUUUUUUACUUGAAAAAAUUGUUUUAUUUCCAAAUCUGGUCCAUAUUUACAAUCUAGUUCAGAGCCAAGCCUUAAACUGUACAGAAUUUCCACUGUAAUUAAACUAUCUAGCAUUGAGUUAUAAAUAGCCUUCAAGAAGAUAUAUUCUCCAUUUCACUGUCAACUGCAUCGCACAGCCCCUGGUGAAUGUAUGUUUCCGCAUAGCAAAAUAAAAAUGGUCAAUGCAUUUAAA
Molecule: messenger RNA, 4515 nt
Organism: Bubalus bubalis (water buffalo)
Lineage: Eukaryota; Metazoa; Chordata; Mammalia; Artiodactyla; Bovidae
Gene: EPB41L3
Product: erythrocyte membrane protein band 4.1 like 3
Exons: 25
Coding region: 363-3380 (1005 amino acids)
Biological process (GO): cortical actin cytoskeleton organization
Cellular component (GO): cytoskeleton; plasma membrane
Molecular function (GO): structural molecule activity; actin binding
Source: RefSeq, a predicted model, not a curated record